UAUUUGAUUAAUAAUAUUUUAGCUGUAUUUACAUAAUUUUUAGCUUACUUAUUAAGUUGUUUUUUAAUGAUUACGCUUGGUAAUGGAUAUAAUGGAUAAAGAAAAGGUUAGUGUGUUAGAAGAAUCUGUUGCUACGGCCCACAGGCCAUUGCCGGAUGACUUCCGAUCCUAUUUACCCUGGGCUUGUAAUCAGCUGGAAUUGGAAUACGCAGUAUUCGUUAACAAAAUACACCAAAGUGAGCAUUAUGAUAUGGGUAUAAGUGAUCGCAGCAAAGCAAGAACUAGAAGCCGAGCGAGAACAGUGCGCUCCCGAGCUGACGGUAUGUCCGAUAGAACUGACGACAUGAAGACCGGUACCACGCAACAAGUCAACUUCGUAGACGAAGCUAUCAAUAUUUUCGCUGUUCACGAUUCCAACGGUGAUUUAGUUCAGGUCAUAUUUUACAAGAACAAACACAUACCACGCAUUGUAAUCAAAGUUAUCGGUCUGAUAAUCAAAUUUCAUCCUCAAUUGAAUACUGUUCAAUUCGAUCAAGGCGCUGAUUUGUACACUAUUUAUGAAUUUGAAAAGAUUUUACCACUCUCGAAUAUAACGGAGGUUUGCUUCGACGGUACCUUCAUCCCGGAUGGGAACUAUGAUAUAUUAUUGGACCACGAAUUAUUACGUAAUUUAUCUUUAUCCAGAUGCAAGAUAGAAGAUGAAAUUAUACACAACAUUGCUGUGAAGUUGGUUUACCCAAAGCCAGCGUCUAAAUCAUUAGCUAUACUAAAUUUAUCAUCAAACCGUAUAACCAACGAUGGUGCCAAAAGUUUAGCAUUUGCGUUACGUUCCAACAGAUGUUUAAUAUAUCUGAAUUUAUCCGGUAACAAACUUACAGACGACGGUGCCGCAAGCAUCUUGGAUAGUUUGCAAGAAUUUUGUUUAACUCCUGAAGAGAUAUUGGCUUCAAAGACUCGUUACUGUUCAUUUUAUCUAAAGAGAAAUAAAUUAAUAGUUAAAAAGAUUAAAGAGUUGAAAGAAAGCGAUUCGGAUAAGUCUUCAGCAAGGAAGAAGUUAACGAGGUCGGUUCCUCCUAGCGUUAGAAGGAAAACAAGAACUGACAGAGAAGUUUCCCUUCACUCAGUUCAUGAAAUGCUCCCGGGUAAUAUUAUAGGUUCUGACUCCAAUCUAUUCGAUAGAGCAGCGACAAUGGUACAAAUGGCUUUUGGAGUAUAUAUAGAUCCAUUUUCAUCGAACAACACGAUUGUUAAAGACGAAGCUUUGUACUGCUUAGGAAAUAAUUCUUUACUCUGUUUGAAUCUUGCUUAUAAUGAUCUGAGUUACAUUUUUGUGAGGAAACUUCUUGGUAUUUUGUUGUACCAGAAACAAGCGGAUAGAAAGCCCCGUGGCUUGAUCAAUGUGUCUAUAGAAGGUAAUAAUUUGCCAGUAGCGUGUGAGGAAUAUAGACUGAUCGAAAGCAUCAUCGAAAGUGGUAUUCAACGCAAUCUGCCAAUCAACAAGAAGAGACAACAAUCAAAAAUCAUCUCCAGAUAAUUAUUUUAAAUUAUUUUCCAUAUUUUUGUACCUAUUUUUAAGGUUUUAGUUGUAAUUUAG
Papilio polytes (common Mormon) is the source of this 1594-nucleotide messenger RNA. RefSeq lists its product as uncharacterized. Gene Ontology annotation, molecular function: protein binding. NCBI's taxonomy places the organism in Eukaryota, Metazoa, Arthropoda, Insecta, Lepidoptera, Papilionidae. The transcript has 2 exons. The record is from RefSeq and is a predicted model, not a curated record. Bases 83 to 1534 code for a protein of 483 amino acids.